Pochonia chlamydosporia 170 is the source of this 546-nucleotide messenger RNA. RefSeq names its product ribonuclease H-like protein. The record is from RefSeq and is a predicted model, not a curated record. Bases 1 to 546 code for a protein of 181 amino acids. Gene Ontology annotation, molecular function: protein dimerization activity. The transcript has a single exon. Lineage: Eukaryota; Fungi; Ascomycota; Sordariomycetes; Hypocreales; Clavicipitaceae.
AUGGAAAGAACUUGGGAGGAUAAGCUCGAGUGGAUUGAGAAAGCCAAAGAGAGAGUAGGGCAGCUGUGGAGGGAGACGUACAAAUCUACAAGUUCCUGCCCCAGUCUUCGAUCAAGCCCACCGCAAGAUUGCACCACAAAGCGACCAAACGGGUACAAGAUGUGGAUGAAAGAGCAGAAGUCCACGAUAUUUAACAAAGAUGACGACGAAUACGAAGUGUAUUGUCGCGAACCUGUGAUGACGGUAUCGGAUCCCUUGAAAUGGUGGCUAGAACCAGCCCAGAGGAGACGGUUUCCCAACUUGUCAUUAAUGGCCAUCGACAUUCUGUCAAUCCCGCCUAUGUCUACAGAAACAGAGCGUCUCUUUUCUAAAGCAAAACUCACAGUGACCGAUCUUCGAGGAUCUAUGAACGUUGACACUCUGAAUCUCGUGGAAUGUUUGCGCUCCUGGGACCGGAGCGCUUUGAUAAUGCCUUCCGACGUAAGUAAUAACAUAUUUCGCGAGACACCCACUUCAUCUAACUGUGGAUCUAGUGCUGCUAUGUAG